Molecule: messenger RNA, 1202 nt
Organism: Laetiporus sulphureus 93-53
Lineage: Eukaryota; Fungi; Basidiomycota; Agaricomycetes; Polyporales; Laetiporaceae
Product: RTA1-domain-containing protein
Exons: 11
Coding region: 1-900 (299 amino acids)
Cellular component (GO): plasma membrane; fungal-type vacuole
Source: RefSeq, a predicted model, not a curated record
AUGGACUUGGCAGCCCGAGCUUCCUCUAAUGACUUCAAUAAGGAUCCAUACGGCAACGUCCCUACAGAAUGGAUAUGCAUCCUCUUCAUCGUUCUCUUCGCUCUCUCCGGAUUGAUCCACGCAGGUCAAGCGAUAUAUACCCGUCUGUGGUGGAUCUUUCCGACCAUCUGCGUAGCUGCCAUCCUCGAAAUUAUUGGAUGGAGCGGGAGGCUGUGGUCCAGUCAGAAUGUUCUGGCAAAGAGUCCAUACCUCAUGCAGAUUGUGGCAACGAUCAUCGCGCCGACACCCCUCGUGGCCGCAAACUUUGUCAUUCUCGGUCAGCUCAUCCGCCGACUGGGCCAGUGUUACAGCCGGCUCAGCGCCAAGUGGUACACCGUCGUGUUUUGCAGCUGUGAUGUUGUCGCACUCGUGGUGCAGGCCGUCGGUGGUGCGACUGCUGCCGGCGCGGUAAACCAGAACAAGAAUCCCAACAUCGGCGGUCAUAUCAUGCUGGCCGGUAUCGUCUUCCAGAUGUUUUCCAUCACGGUCUACAUGACACUCGCAACAGAGUUUGUUCUCAGGUUCCUCUGGGACCGACCGUUGCGCAGGGCCGAGAGCACAUUGUCUGGGUAUUCACUGGACAGGAAUACCAAGCUGAUGCUCGCCGGAAUGACACUGAGCAGCGUCUGCAUCUACAUUCGGUCCGUAUAUCGUACAAUCGAACUCGCUGACGGAUGGACAGGCUACAUCAUUCGCACCGAGCGCUUCUUCGAUUGGCUGGAUGGCGGCAUGAUUACGCUCGCAAUUUUCACCGUCAACUUCUUCCACCCCGGCUUGCUUCUUGGACCCGGCGAGCAGUGGAAGCAACAAGUACCAGUGAAGACCAUCGUGUUCGAUGAAGCGCAGAAGAUGAAUGCGUGAACGUAUCAGGGCGACAAUUCCCGGUCGAUGAUGAAGACUGGUUCUGAUAUAGAAGUGCUGAAUCCUUACAGCAGUGCCUACUUGCUUGAUCACAUUUUCUAUUCCCCUUCUCUAAUCUUCCGUGUUCAUGAUACCAGCUACAGCCUACGGCUCUCCCUGUUCCUCUGAUGUGGUUGGUCGGCCCCACAUACCAUGCUCCUAUUGUACAUUCCCAUGCCACUCUCUUAGUGCUAUUUUUCCCCCAAGGAUUGGAACGCUUCUCAGCAUAUUUAUAAUCUGCUUGCCUUGUAUAUCUCCGACGG